GUUAACAACGAUAAUACGUAAUUUUUUUUCAAUAUCGAUAAUGUUGCAAUCUAAUCUACAGAAAACUACUUACCAACUACGUAUGGGUUUCAUCAUAAAAUCAUGUAAAUUUCUGUAAAUACCCUUCCUCUAUUUAUGUGUAUUUUACUAUUGUUCGUCCAUUAUACAUUUAUUCUGUGGUUAAUCACAAAUUGAUAAACCUGUGGUAGUUUUUAUUAUUUAUUUAAUAAUAAUAAAAAUGUCUUAUUCAUCUGCUCGAUCUGCUCCUCAGCUGGCUCAACAAAAGCCAAAUACAAACAAGAUUGCAGUUAGAAGUGAUGGGAUUGCAAGGCCAACAACAUGUUAUAGAAAUCAAACUUAUUCAACUAAUGGACAUGUCUUAGGUGGAGGAGAAGGAUAUGCAUCACCAGGAGGCGUCCAAAAUCGAACUGAAAGGUUACAAGCUCAAUUUGAAACUGAUUUAAAAAUUUUUAAAGAAAAGCAAGCAUUGAAAGAAGCAAAGAAACGCGAAGAGUUUUUGAAAAAAACUGCCAAAUAUGCUGGAAAUGUUUUGGGAAGAGGAGAAGGUUCUAACAAUAAUAAUGAUAACACAUUCAUGUUAGAACAGCGUAACUUACGAUUACAAGAAAGUUACCAGAAGGAUGUUGAUAAAUUUAAAGAAUCCAAAGAGAAGAAAAACAUUUGUGGAGAAGAUAAAAUCAUGAAGGAAAAUGAAAAUUUAACCAAUAAUUUGAAUCAGGUCUUAACAGAAGCUGAUCAUAAAAAAGCUUUAAGGUUGCGUACUGAAAGAUUACAAGCUCAGUAUAACAGGGAUGUUAACGCAUUCAAGGCUAAACAGGAAAUGGGAAAAAAAUGAACUGCAACAAAUUUUCUAAUUUUAAGAGUUAUUAUUGUAUUAAAUCUUUGUAAUAGUUUGUUAAUGGGUUUUCUAAUGUAUUUUCAAAAAUAUAUUUGCACUUAAUGUUAA
Onthophagus taurus is the source of this 967-nucleotide messenger RNA. RefSeq names its product nuclease SbcCD subunit C-like. The record is from RefSeq and is a predicted model, not a curated record. Lineage: Eukaryota; Metazoa; Arthropoda; Insecta; Coleoptera; Scarabaeidae.